Messenger RNA from Gopherus flavomarginatus (Mexican gopher tortoise), 3156 nucleotides. It is a transcript of the gene VGF, whose product is annotated as VGF nerve growth factor inducible. Bases 58 to 1479 code for a protein of 473 amino acids. The record is from RefSeq and is a predicted model, not a curated record. Gene Ontology annotation, molecular function: neuropeptide hormone activity. The transcript has 2 exons. NCBI's taxonomy places the organism in Eukaryota, Metazoa, Chordata, Testudines, Testudinidae.
UCGCGCCCAGCUCUGGGGAGGGGGACGGACACCGCCCCGCCGCACGGCCGAAGCAGCAUGCUGGGCUCACAUGCCCCUCUCCGCGGAGCUGCCCUGCUCCUCUCCAUCAGCCUCCUGACACAGUGCCAUCUGCACGCCGCCCCCCUGCCCCCAGGGGAGGAUGCCCACCCAGAGGAGCCCCGCCAGCCCAGCCCUGUGCCCCCUGCCAAGGAGGUCCGGGCGAGAGCCCUGCCCGCCCCCAGCUGGGAAGGUGGGGACGCCAAGGAGGAGGAAGACGAUGAUGAGCUCUUCCGAGACGUGGACCCCAAGGCCUUGGCCGCUGUCCUGCUCCAAGCCCUGGGCACUGGGGGCCACAACACUCCAGACAAGCGCCGGGCCCCGGAUGAGGAGCGGGUGCAGAGCCAGAGCCGCAGCACCAGCCUGGGGCCAGGCUGGGCCCGGGAGCAACAGCUGGAGGAAGAGCAGGAGCAGGAGGAGGAGGAAGGCAGAGACAGCAGCUCCCAGGAACUGGAGAGCCUGCAGGCCCUGCUGCGUGAGCUGCGGCCUCUCGGCCCUGCGGCCAAGCGGGAGCGGGCCCAGGGGGAUGCCGGACACAACGCGGUGCUGAAGGAGCUGGAGGAGUACGAGCGGCUGCGGGCCGGCACCAAGCGCCGGGCCCCGCCAGCAGAACCCUGGGCCGGCGCUCGGAAACUGAGGCAGCAGCAGCAGCUGGAGCAUCAGCUUCUGCAGCGGCGCUACGAGGAGCUGGCCGAAAGCCGGCGGCAGGCCGAGGAGGCCCGCAAGGCGGCCGCUGAGGAGGAGCGGCUGGCUGACAUGGCCUCUGACCUGCUGCUGCAGUACCUGCUGAAGAGCCGGGAGGACGAGGGUGAGCCAGGGGCCGACGCCCACGAGGAGGAGGAGGAGGAGGAAGAGGAAGGCAGGUUCCGGGGCGGCAGGGCCAAGGGCAGCCCCUUGCUCUUCGAGGACGAGGAAGGCAACGUGGCGGAGGACAAGCGCUCCGACGAGGAGGAGGAGGACGACGACGUCAUUGACCCCAACACCAUCGACCAGCUGAUCGAGCUCUCCACCAAGCUGCACUUGCCCGCUGAGGACGUCAUUGACAUCAUCAACGACGUGGAGAAGAAGAAGGAGAUGGGGCCGCCGGCGCCCAAGCACCAGGCCAAGCCGCUCCCCUAUGCCCUGGCUCGGCCCUACUCUCCUGCCGCCCCCUGGCGCCACCCCAAGCCGGACGAGCGGGACUGGAACGAGGUGCUGCAUGGGGACGACUACCUCGCCCCCAAGAGGUACCUGGCCAAGCAGAAUGACUUCUCCAACUACAUCCAGCCCAGGGUCUUCCAGCCACCAUCCUACCCCCGCAGCCACCACCUGCCGGGCUCCCUGGCGCCCCGGGAUGAGGCUGCCGCCAGCCAGGCCCGAGAAGACGAGAUGGAGAACUACAUUGAGCAGGUGCUGAUGGACCGCGCCCAGGCAUUCCAGUGAAUCCCCCCACAGCUCCCCACGGAGAAGCGUGGUCAUUCUGAGUGUCCCAAGCAUUUCAGGUUGUGCAUGAAUCAGGAGAACCAAACCUCUCCCUCCUCGCGCCCGCAACGCCCCCCCCGACUUUAGGAUUCCCAGGUCCCACCAAGCCCACCAUGCUUGAAGGAACCGGGGUGUGUGUGGAAGACACAGGCCAUCUGGCCAUGGGGGAACAUGCCUCCCCCCUCCUUUUGAGGAGACACUCUGUGCAGGUGCCAGGAGGUGCCAGCCCAGGGAGAACCCGAUCCCGACUGUCUUCUCCGAGCCCCCCAGGGACAAGACCCCCGUGUGUCGUCAGCUGACAGGCGCAUCAGAAUUCGCCACAGCCCCUUCUAGUGCGGACAUGGAGAACGCCCCCACCCCCCAUUCGCUCUUCACUUGCUUCCCCUCUUAGGAUGCUAAACAGCCGCCAGUGAGGGGGAGGCCGAAAAAAAUCUAGACCAGGUCACUGAAAACAGAGCAAAGACCCAGUUGGCUCCAAAAUUCCCGUCCCGGCUUCAGCGUGUUUUUCCUUCUCUCAUCUCAGCAACUUCCCACCCACCUCCCUUCUGUACAAUUUUCAAACACGAACGCAGUGGAGGGAAGCACGAUGUUUGGAUGUGAAAAAACGGACAGGGCUUGUUUCAACAUGGACUUCUGGCCAGUCUGCGCGGGAGGAGAAAGCCAGAGCGAGUCCCGAGGGGGCGAUGGCGGGUGGGGUGGGGUGGGGUCAUUGACUUGGGGAAAACUUGGUCCCGCGGGGGUGGGGGUAGAAUCAGCACCGCUCUGUUGACUUUAAGGAACUGGCGACUUGACUUCGGGGGGACGAUCCUAACACUUACAGCGCUACAAAGCCAUGAGCUCCUACGUAACUCAGGCAGCGCACAGACAUCCAGCCCGUAGCUGGUGCUUGAGCUGGUCUCUCCAGUUAAAGAUUCCGAGUUCAGGAGAAGGGCGUCAAACAGGGGCUGUCAAUUGAGCCCAGGUGAGGUUCUCCCAGUUGUUAAAACGCCAGAGCCCUUCACAAUUAAAAGCGCUCCACAGUCCACGUCUCCGUGCCCAGAUCUGUGUCACCAACACACCUUCUCUCUUCUACAAUCCCACGCUGAUCCUUCCUGGUGCCCCAGGAUUAAGCUUUGCCCGGCGUCCGUCCUCCGCAGAAGGAACGAGGGGAGAGCAGAGUGAGAUAUUCCAUACCAAACUGCCUUAUCAAGCUAUCUUUCCACCGGGUUGUUUCUUCCAUCAAUCGACACCGAAGCUCGAGAUUGAAUAUUGUGACUCUGCCAGUGUUACGCACCCCAAAACCAUGUCCCCCACCCCUGCCAGGCAUGCCGCAUGCUGUGUCUUGCUGUGAACUCACCACCGUCCGAACACUACCAGCAUUUCCAGUCAAGCACCCAAUCAGUUCUAACCCACGAAGAGGCAGGGGAGCGCGCGGGUCGGGGAUGGGCGUUGUACUAAGGGCGUCUGCGCGUGUAUUUUCACCUGCAUCAUUUCCGAGUGUGUGAGAAUCUUGGCUUUGUGGCGUCUGGUUCCCAGUCCUGUGCCGUUUGUUUCGAUGUCCUGACCUCUGUGUUGUACUUAAUAAAACACGUUUGGCCUGUUGUAAAUAGCAUGUGGAAUUACUAGUUUUGCUAAGAAAUAAAAGCAACUAUUUUAUUA